UUUUUUUUUUUUUCCACCGCGUCUUGUCCGCGUGUUUACCACCCCGGUUUUUUCGGACGCCGCCGCCGCCGCGACAAUAUAUUAUUAUGGACCUGUACACGGCGUGCACGCUGAAUCACCCGAAGGUGACCGACUUGCUCAGGUGGGUAAUGACGAAUAUUAUUUUUAAUCGCGGCGCGGUCUCGGCUCGUCGGCGGGUCCGCGUACACGUACAACCGUGGCGCGCGCGCGUAUAUUAUCGUAACGGAAUAUUGUUUUCGACUACGAUUAUAAUAAUACGCGCGCGCGGUAUGCACGUAAUAAAAUAUGGUACCUGUAAUUUUUGUUUUUGUUUUUUAUUAUUCAAAAUUUCAGUCGAUAAUUCUCUACCAUUUAAAAGUAUUAAUCUUUAUUACGAUCUGCAGCGCGCGGCUACGGCGAUCGCCAUCGUCAAAAAUACGCUACAGGUAGAUAGCGUAUUUUUAUAGGUAGGUAGGUAGGUAGGUAGGUAGGUAGGUAGGUAGGUGGGUACGUGUACAUGAAUAAUAGUACAUUUCGAUCGGUUGUGAUAAUACGAUACCGCGCGGCGCGCCGUGAUACGUACGUAUAAUAAUAAUAUAAUGUAAUGCUGCUCGGACGUACCAUUUAAAUAUUGAGAAAAAAAAAAAAAACGUAACCAUCGCUCGGUAUUAAACGUCCGAAACCACGACCGUUGACCAUUAUUUGUUUGAUUAUACCCCUCGCGGAAUAGAAGCAAAGUACCGCGCGUAUCAUGUUUUACUUAUAGCCUAUAGGAAUGUUAUUUUCCGUCGGUAUAAUAACAGUACCUAAUAAACGUAUACGCUAUACCCACCGUAUGUAUUAUAUACAUAAUAUACGUAUCUACAGUACAUGUUUUGCGAUACUAUAACGUCAAAAUUAUUAUACUGUUGAACCUUUAACUCCCUCUUUCCCCUUGUACACGCGCCUGAUUAUAAUGUGAAUUCAAACGAAUCCAAUAAAAGCACUUCCGUAUAAAUUGGUACCUAUAGAUACCAUACGGUAACUUAUUAUUCAUGAAUGUCCCAGCUAAACACAGUAUGAAAUAAUAAUCGAAUACAAAACAAUAUUAUUUAUAUUGCUACGGAUCCCGGACUUUUUUUUUUUUUUUCUAUUCGAGUCUUCCUAUAAAAGCUGCAAACAAAUUUUCUCGUGCUUUCCAUACAUAGGCGGAAAUUGUCCAUAAUUUUAGGGGCGGCUGACAUUUUAAAAUACUUCAUUGCAUAUCAAAGCCGCCAAGCUCUCUGAGCUUGCAAAAGUCAUCGAACUCAAAUACCAUGAAAAAUUUAAGUGUGAUCUAUUUAUAUUUUACAUUGUUUCCGGAGUUCCGAAAUCCUAAGACUCUAAUGGUCUAUAAACAAUCGAAAUAAUAUAACAUUAGUAUGUUACAUUGUAACAACAUUAAUUUACUCCCCUGUUAAUCGGCAUUAGCGCAUCAUUUGUUUACCCGUUUGAAAAUCUCGUUCAUCGUUUGCGCAUCAAUAUAGUAUCGAACAAUAGGAAAAAAAAAAAUACACACAAGUCAAUAUCAAACAGUUUUAAAGCAUAACGUCGACUGCUUAUAUUGUCGUCGAAUUUAAUCGAGAGUUAGUCAUAUCAUUUGAUAAUAUCCGGCUGAUAAUCAAAUCAAAUGUGUGCGGAUCGACCGUUGUUAUAACUCGUCCGUUAUCCGUAUAUAUAUAUAAUUUUAAAACAGAAAUACCGUCACAAUAUUCGAAAAUAUUUUCUUUACAAUCAAAUAAACUUAGGUUACGUUUUCAACGGACGUAUCGGUCGUGGUCGGAUUUUAAACUGAAAGUUGGGAAACAAUUUGCGCUUUUUGGUACCUAAUCCUAAUCCCUUUCAGUCUUUCUAUUGUUAAAUAUUGUAUUGGUGCGUACGAUUUAACGGUCCUCAAGUGUCUUCCGGAAAAAUAAAUCGAAAAGAACAAUAAUGAUGCGCAAAUGAUAUACCUGUUAUAGUAUGUUGCUAAGUCACAUUUUAAAUACAAAUGCCAUUCAUGGGUGUAAAACUAAUACGAUAGAAAAUUAAUAUUUUAUUUCGAACGCUUCAAAAUAAUUCGGUAUUUGAAAAUCGCUUUUAUGUUACAUCAAAGUCAAAGACAUUGAUCAUGAAAUAAUAUGUUCAUAUUCGGUAAUGUAAGGGUAGGACCAAAACCUAUAGGUUAGGUGUCUAUAAGUUGACAUGAAUAUCCACGAUUGAAAAUUGCGGAUUAACAUUUUUUAUACCUAUUCCGUUCUUAAUAAAAAGAAGAUUUACUAUAUGGUAUAAGUACAUUUUCAUAAUUUAGGCCACCGUCAUAAUUUAAUCAUGUAUAAAUAUAUUCAUAAUAAUAAAGAUUCAUUAUUCUUUAUUCUUUAAUGAUUCAUAUAAAUAUUGUUAUUAUCAAUACAAUAUUAAAUUAAAAUUUAUGCACCACGAAUAUUAAAAAAAUUCAUUAAAUAUUGAAUAGUCGUGAAAUAAAUAUUUUUUAAAAAUAGUUUUAAACAUUUGUAAUUUUGCAUUUAAUUUAUAGGAUAUUUUUCUUACUAAUUUUUUCAUGAUAUUUUACCUGCACUGUAUUCAUAUAUUUUUUUUAAUAAGUGUUUUGAAAUCAAAUUUAAACGAAAAUCGCAAAAAAAAAAAAAUUUACGGCAAUUCAAAUUAUGUAUUACCGAACUAUGUUCGGAAUCGUUUUUCGUCAGCAAUGGUUUAUCUUUGCUUACAGAUAUAAAUGAAUUAACCUUAUGUAUCCUACCUUCCCAACUUCCCACCUACAACAGUGACCGCUCCCGGUAUCAGUAUCCCCAGUAUCAGCUCUUUUAUUUCUUUGAUAUACGAUUAAAAUUUUACCUUUUUUUCAUUAGGUAUAUAUACACAUACAUAAUAUACUAUCCAUUUCUAAUAUGAAUUAUUAUUUUACCAUUAAGAACACGUAUAAUUAACGACUGAAGAGUUUAUGAAAUUAGUAUUAUCUUUAUUUCCAAAUAAUAAUAAGACCUAUAUUGUUAUUGAUUUUGCUAUCGUAGUCGUACAUUUUAUGUAAACCUUGGUUUUAAGUUCAACCGAUUUGAUUAAAGAUUAAACUUACCAAAUAUAAUCGGGACGGAAUUAGUAUAUAAUUUGAAAAACCCGGGACAAAAUUAGCAAAUUACAUUUUUAUACUUGGUACGAAACUCGGAUAAAUAACAGACCACGUUAAACUAGAUUUAAACAGUAUACAUAGAAUUUGAUUAAUAGAUUUACUUCGUCUAUUUUUUAUUUAAAUCCUCGAAUAAACAUAAAUAGUACAAAUAUUAUGCAUGCGUCUACUAAAUCUAUUUAAAUCAAGAAAUCUAUCCUACGAAUCAAAUAUAACCUUGUACACCAACUACUGAGCUACCUUAGGAUUUUAACAUAUGGGUAUGAAAGUUGGUAACUACCAAAGGAAACCACCAGACUACCAGAGUCUAAUUAUGUUUGACAGAAAAAUCAAAUACUGGCGGUAGAAAUGAUGUAAAGGACCUCUAAGCAGACUCUAUCAUGAAGCUUUUAAAAACACUACAAGAAAGAGUUCAGAGAAUUUUAGCGUAUGAUAAAGAAUAAUGGAAAAAGUUUGCGAUUGCGGUUUUAAGCUGUAUAAUAUGAUGAUAAUAAAAUAUUUUUGAAAAAUAUUCCAGUAUAAUAACUUUUUGAAACCCUAAAUAUUUUCCACGUUUUUAAUUAUAGUAUAUACCAGUAAAGCACAUAGAGAAGGGGUUAGACGGUCAAAACCCCCUCCGAAAUGACUUCCUUCACUACGUUUUUUUAAAUCAAGUUUUACAUUGAACAACAUAAUAUCUUAUACCACAGAAAAAAAAAAUGUCAUCAAAAAUCAUUUAUUCAGUAAUAAUAGUGAUAGUAGUGUACUUGUAAUAUUUUCUAUCUCCUCUCUUGGAAAUUAUUAUAAACAAACCCCCCCCCCCCUAAAAAUAAUCAUGCGUGCGCUACUGAUGCAUACUAAAUUUUGCUUAUGUGCAAUGUUUCGUUUGCCCAAACCUUUUGUAACAGUUUCUUUACUGUAUAACCAAUUAAUUAAACUAAUUGGUGAAUAAUUUUAAAAGUUUGAAGUAUAUUAUACAAAUGAAAUGUUUAUAGAAAAUAACAUGUUCCAAUAAACAAGCAAAAAAUAGAUAACACGUUUUUAUCUAGGUAUUUUAAAGUUUAAAUAUGUUUUAUAUUAUUAUUAUUUGAUUCUAACGAAUACUUUUGUAAAUUAGAAAUAUGAAAUUCCUAUUUAGGUAUUUUAUUGUUUUAUUGAAUUAGUCCCAAUAGAAUUUAAAUUAAUUUAUCCACUGGGUAUCGUCUUAAAUUCUAUAAAAACUACCAAAUUAUUUUAAGUACAACUUUAGCAAUAUAAAACAAUAUAAGUAAUAUUUUAUUCAGGUAAAAUAAAUUUAAAAACAUUUUUUUUAUUAUAAUAACAAUAAUUACAAUAGAAUUUCUACCAUAUCAUAAAAUGUAAGUAGGUACUAAUUGCAUCAUGUAUGUGGUACAUAAUUUUUUUUAUAAAUGACUAUUACUUAUUACCAAAUAGGUAGGUAUAAUUCCAUUAUUUUCCUUUCAUUGUUAACGAUGUGUCAUUGAUCUGUCAUCCUGUUUAUGGAAGUGAAAAACCUUCAAUAGCCAGUUAUAACAACAAAUUAUUUUUUAAAAGGUAAAAUUUACAUUAUUAUUUCUGAACUCGAUUAAGAAUAUAACAAUUACUUAUUAUUACCUAUUAGGUACCCAUACUGUAAACAUGAUACUAUGUAUUUCUUAAUAAUUAAAUAAAUUACAAUAUAUUUAUCUGCAAAAUCGUUUAAAAAUAGGUACUUUUUUUUUUUGCGUUCAUAUCUUUUUUUUCCGAGCAACGAUCAAAAGUAAAAUAAUAAUUUUAAAAGGAACUUUUUUUUAUUUUUAUACACCUAUACAAUACAUAUAUUGUAUACAAUAAAUACAUACAAUUCGAGAACGAAAUUCUUUUCAUAAUUUGUUAGUCAUACGAAACAUAAUAAUAUUAUAAUUGUAAUUAUUUUCUAGAAUUUUUAUUUUCUUUAAUUUUGCAUUUAGCCGCAUUUUGUACAGUUGGGUUCUGCGUUCCGAUUAAUCUCCCACUGCAUUCCAACGUCCAAGGGCAGUCGUCUAAAAUGCAGGGGAGAGGGCAAGCAGAGAUGCCCCCUGGGUUUUAGUGGUAAAUUUUAUUUUAUACAUCUUUUUUAUUUUUUACUCGCUUGUUUCGCCUGUGGGCUUAUACAACUUACAAUUUUGCGUACACACACACACACACACACACACACACAAAUACACACAUUAUAUAUAGUUAUUUAUAACACGAAUAUGUAUCGGUUUUUGAUACUGUAUCUUUUUUUUUUUUUUUUUGUGACAAUAAAACCAAUUACAUGAAUACUAGUAUGGAUGGUGUAGGCGUGAUUAUCAUAAUUUAAUAAUGUUUAUAACGUCAUAACGAUUAGUGUUGUGUAGAGAUUAGAUCUUGCAGCUAAAAUAAUAUAUAAUAACAUGUUCACAUUAAACGCAUAAUUCAGAAAUCUUCAGGUUCUAACCAUAAUAUGUAUAAUAUGUUAUCGAUAAAAAUAGUUUAACCGAAGUUUACGAGUUGGAAUGAUCUGUGUAUAGAUAUUAUGAUAUUAAUAUAGGCGUACAUUUUGAUAGGUAAAUUAAAUUAUAAUAUUUUAACUCCGAUAAUUAUUAAAACGAAGUUAACGAUCUAAAUAUUAUAUUUUUUAUUAAAAACCAUAGUUGAAAAUUUUAUUGAUACAAAUAUUAUAUAAUUUAUAUAGUUUACCCAAAAUUUAUAAACGAAACAUAUUUUUACUUAUUAACUUAUAUAAAGUUUUAAAUUAGAAUUUUAAGGCCCACCACUAAGCGUUAGCCGAGAAAUCCUAGUACUUUUUUCAAGAAGCCAGUACCUAUCGUCGUAAACGUUGGAAUUUCAAUACCAAUCAUCGACAAACCAUUUAUGCCUAGAUAAAAAUCUAGUUUUCAGGAAAAUUUUUAAGACGGGGAAGAAACUGCUAUGAGCAAGUUUUGUCAAUGGUUACACAUAUAGAGAAAAGUUUUCCGAAUAAAAUGAAAUCUGGGGUGGUUUUUCUUGACCUAACCUACGCGUAUGACAAGGUUUAGAAACGUAGCCUACUCUUAAAAUUAGCUAAAAUAUUAAAAUGUAAAACAUCUAUACGACUUAUCGUCAAUAUACUCUCUGACCGGUAAAUCAUAGUACAUCCAAACGAGAAUGAGAGUAGGUUCAAGUAUCUUCAAAACGGACUUCCUCAAUGAUCUGUCGUACUCUCCUCAGUGUUUUUUAAUGAACACAACAUCAGGUAAAUUUUUGAAUGCAGUGAGACGAUGCAGUGAGAUUAAUAGCUCAGGCUGAAACUUUUGAAUAACUGGAGGAGAUACUGAACGAAAAUCUAUCCAGUGUUCAAAAAUACUUUUAAACGUGGUAUCUAAUACUCAACCAUAACAAAACUACUUUCGGUGUGUUUCACUUAAAUAACAGAGAAACAAACAGAAAACUCAAUUUAGUUUCUCAGAGAGUUAAUAUAGAAGGAGAUACCUAUGAACUAAGCUAGACAGAACGCUGAUCUUUUACCAAUAUCUAGAGGGAGUAAAAAUAAAUUUAAAACAAUAUUAGAAUAAUAUUAUUAGUAAGCCGGCCGGAACAAGCUGAGGGUAUAGACUAUAGACUAUUUAAUGGGGGGAGGGGUAAUAGGAUGACCAUCCCUUCCAUCUUGGGCUAUGGCUUACAUGCAAUUUUGUUUUUAUUUUUUUACCUUUAUACAAUUAUAAAAACAUGAAUAUAGGUAUGAACAUUGAUAUUAAUAUUAUUAUAUUGUAUAUUAAUAUGAUAUUGAAUAUAUUUCAACUAUUAAUUACACUAAAAUAAUAAUAUUAUUAUUUAAUAAGUUGUAUACGAUUUAAAUAAAAUAUAUUAUUUAUUUAUUUAUUUUAAGUAGAAAAAAAUAGCCGAUAAUGCUGACGAGUGUACCAUUGUUUUAGAAUGGAAGUUGGGAAGAUAGGAUACAUAGAUUUAUUAAAUUUAUAUCUGUAUGCAACGAUAAACCAUUUCUAACGAUUCUAAACAAAGUUUGGUUUGAUCUUAAAACGCUUAUAAAAAACUGCUAAAUUACGAACAACUUUUUUUUUUUUUUUACUAUCACUUAGUACAACUUAUAUUUUAUAAUGAACUAAGUAUUAAAUUUUUAAGCACCUCUGUUCGGCCAAACAAUUUAAUCUACACUAAACCAAAUAAAAACUAAAUUAAACUCAAAAAUAGUAAAUGCUUAUAAAUUACUCAAAAAUCAUCAGAACGCUUGGAACAUUUUAGUGUGUCUAGAAAUGAUUAAUGAUAAAUGAUAGUAUAAGUAUUCUGUGAAAAUUGUAGGUCUCUAUUUUUAAUGGAAUUACGAAAAAAAAAAAAAAAUUCGUAAAUAAUGAAAUCGUCAUCGUUAUAGUUAUCGUACAUUUUUCUGUUUUUUUCAAAGGGAAUGUUGACAUUUUAAACAAUUUGGCAACCCAUUGAACUUCAAUUAUAACCGCGACUAAUUAUAUUGAAAGUAUACAUCGUGAUAUGUUCUAAUUUUCAUUUUGAAUUCGUAGUAUUAACAACCUAUUUUUUUUUGCUUAACCUGUACCUGUACCUAACUAAAAUAUUUGAAAGAGAAACAUUUACUAAGGGAAAAAAAAAAAAAUUCUUCUCUAAAAUAAUAAACUGCAUUUGGUAUUGUCGCCACGAGGCAUUGCCAAACAUGACCAUUGAUUUACCGAUUUUUUUUCUUGGAAGCCUAGAGGCGUUAUAUCUAUGGUCAUUAAAUACCUUCAUUACAACUUUUCAAAACCAUAUAUAAUAGAAUAUAUUCAAUAGAACGUAAUCUAAUUUUUCAAUUCUAUUUUAACUAUUUUUCAUUAUAACUGGUGUUAUCAUUACGUUUUGAUAAUAUUGUAUUUUAGAUAAUUUAAUUAAACUUCUAAAAAAUGGUAAAGAAAUUACUCGUAUUUAUCAUUACGUCAAUUGUAAACAGAGCUAAAGAUCGCUAUUAGUUUUACAAAUUAUGUACCUAUACCAAUAAUGCUAUAUUAAUAAGUUUUAUUUUAUUUUUUUUUUAUAAAUACUUUUUAGAGAAAUGAACAUUAGAUACUUAUUCAAAAAAUAUUGUACGAUAACUUCUAGAUGAAUAAAAAAAUUCAGAAAUAGUACAGGAAUUUCAAAAAAUUACAUUCUUAGUAAGUUUUCCAAUUUCCUAAGUAGGUACCUGCCAUUAUUUAUUCAUAUAUAUAUUAAGAAAUUAAAAACUUGAACAAAAAACUAAAACCUAAACGAGCGAAUGUUUAAAUUUUAAUUGUAAUAAGUUUCUAUAGGAAUUGUUGUUUUAAUAAACUAAUAAACCAUUUAAGUUUAAAAUAAUUAUUAUAAAGUAAUUAACAAUUAUUGGAUUACCUACUACUUAUUUUCUUAUUUACUUAUUUACUUAUUUUGUAUACAGUCUGAGCCUAUCAAAGGAAUGUAUUAGUUUUACUAUGUUAUAGUUAUACUAUUAUGCAUUUUUUAAAAUAUUUUUUUGUGUCUAGAUACAACUUUUAUUCCUUGUAGAAAAAUUUAUCCAAUUGGUAUAUUGAGAAAUGUAUUUUUGAUUUUCUUAUACGAGUAAAAAACGCAAUAAUCUAUAAGGAUUUUUAUAAUUUUAAAUUUUAUUUUUUCCGUGUAAUUCGGUUAAAGAUAAUCUUAAUGUAUAUUUAAAAUUAUUGAGUUUUUUAGUUGUUAAUUGUAUAAUAUUUUUUUUUCUCAAAAUGCUUGAAAAUUUAAUACAAAGUUCUUCAACUAUACUUAUACUUAUAGGUGUAAAAAAAAAUUAAAUUGAUCGUAAUGUGAUUUUGAAUAAAAUUUUGACUUGAAUUACAGCAUUCAUACUACUUUCCGAUUUAUGUAGACAUAACUUUUUUGGAUUAAAAAAUAUGGAGAAUUGAAAUUUAAUUUUUAGUUACAAGUUUAUAAUAUUUAUUCAAUCAAUUUAUUCAAUUGAUGAAAUCAGUUUUUCAAAACAUGUUAAACCGAACUUCGCUCAGAAUCGAUUUUCGUUAGCAAUAUGAUUUAUCGUUGCGUACAGAUAUUAAUUUAACUGUCCCUUUUUUCUCUAUUUUAAUGUUAAAAUGAUAGGUUAUAGGUAUUUAUUUUUACUUUGGUAAAAUAAUUUACUUCGGCAAUUAAAUUUAUUGCAAAAUAGUAUAACAAUUAAAUGUAAAUAUAUAAUUUAAAUUAUAAAAUAUCUACAACUUGCAGGUGCUGAAAAUAUGUAGUCUAUAAAUUUGAAGACAUUUUGACAUAUUAUAUACUAUUAUGCGUACUUCGAUUAAUAUGUGUUGCUAUUAUAAUACAAUAAUUUUUAUUCAGUGUUCUUUUUUAUGUAUCUCAAGUACGUGGGUAGAUUCUGUUAGAUAAAAAAAAAUAUAAAUAUAAUUAUAGUUUAUUGAGUUUUUCUGUAGCACUUUUUCUUGAAUGACAACAUAAUUGUUACAGUUAAUUCAAAUAAUAGUAAUUUAAUACAUGUUACAUGUAUACGCGAUGGAUAUUCGAAAAAAUGUUAUGACAACAAAUUAUAUACUACCGCCAAGCCUAAAGCCAUCCCUCCUUAAACAUAAAACACUCCCAUAGCGUUUACAACUAGACAUUUUUGUACUUUUCUAAUUUGUGGGCUACACUCUGAAUUAAUUAUAAAUUAUCAUAGUAUAUGAAAUAAUACGCUUUGUAUUUAAAACAUUUAAAAUAUAUAGGUACUCGAAGUUUGAACAGAACAUAUUUUUCCUAAUACUUCAAAAUUGUCUUUAAAAAUAUUUUUAUAAAAGAAUACUAUAUUAUAUUUGUGUGUACUCAAGUACAUAUUAUACAAAAUUAUUUUUUUUUACGUAAUAAAAUCAUAGAAAAUUGAUAAUUGUUCUGAAAUAAUAAUUACCUAAUAUUAUCCUAAUGACAUAAUGCAAGUAAUUUAAUAAUUUAUUUUAGUUAUCUAUUCAAAGUAUUUAUUUUUUUAGCACAAAUUUAAACAAAGCGAAUAAAAAAGGAUGGACUGGUCUGAUGUACGCUUGCUAUUAUGGACAUGAAAAUCUAGUUGACCGCAUAAUAAAUAUAGAUCCAACAACAUUAUUCGCGAUCAACAAUGAUAAGCAAACACCGCUAAUGAUCGCUACUAUGUCCGGUAACACAUCUAUAGUUAAGAAAACAUUUCAUGUGAGUAAAAAAAAAAAAUGUUAAGGAUAAACUGUUUAUUAAUUUAUGAUAUUAUGUAUUAUAUUUAAAAAGAAUAAAAUUUUAUAAUUUGCUUAUAACUUGUUAAACUUAAAAAAUUUAAAAUUCGAUAACAAAAACUAAUUUACUGGUCAUUCAUAAUCUUGGAUUUAAGUACACACCUAUGCAUUAAAAAAUGUAUACAUUUUGAACAAUAUGAACAUGGCAUUUAUAUUUUCUUAGACGGCAUGAAAAUAGAUUACACGGUUUUAAAUAAUAACAGAGCUGAUAUUACGGACGGGUGUGAUACUGUUGUAAGUGGGAAAUUGAAAUGGUAGGAUACAUAGAAUAUAAUUUAAUUUAUAUCUAUACGCUAGUACGCAACGCUAAAUCAUUGCUAACGAAUAACGAUUCUGAGCUGAGUUCAAUUAAACGUAUUUUGAAAUACCUUGAUUUUUAAGAAGAUCAUUAAAAUUUUAACUAAAAACUUUUUUGACUAAGUCCAACUAAUGACUAAUAUCGUGUUAAAUUGUCUAAUAUUUUGGCUGAACCAAAUCGCCUAAAUGUUUUGAAAAUUUGAUAAAAGGCUAAUGAUAAAUAUUUUGUGAAAAUAUCAAGUCUCUACUAUUAUUUUUAAUCGAAUUACAGAAAACUAACAGCAAGUAAACUACCUACAAGAAAAAUCAUAAAAUCACUACUUCAUGCACCAACUAGACAACAUUUUCUUUUAUAAAAUAUGUUUUACUGAAAAAUCAAAAUUAAAGAAAGAUUUUCAUUAGGAAACUUGUGUUAACCUAUUCAAAAAAAAAAAAAAAACAACACAUGGUAAUUUAACUAAUACAUUUCUUGCUAUACCCAAAAUAUAAUAUAGUUUCCGUUCCCGAGGUAUAUUGUGAAGUUUUAAUAGCUAACAUGUCAAAUUUUACAAUAUUACCCAUGUUAUCAUUUUAUGUAUUAAGUCAUACUUCAUGUUUUAAAGUAUUAUAUUAAUGUAACCUACCAAACAAUUAUAAUUAACAGACUUUAAUUUAUACAUCUAUUCUUCGUUUAAAUAUUAUUAUAAAUCGAUUACAAAUGUCUUCAAUUUUUAGUUUAAAUUUUUGUAGUGCCUUAUUUAAAUUAAAUCUAUUUAUUUAUUAAAUUUAUAUUUAUAUGUUGUGAUAAAUGUUAUUCACGUAGAAGUAGAUAAUAUUUUUAUAUUUUUUACAAUUACAAUUCAAUAAUAUAAUAAAACAACGUUUGUUGUCAAACAAAUAAGUACAAUAAUAUUGGAUUAUUGAUUUUCCUUUUACUUUAACCAUUUUGCAUUAUCGGUAUUAAAAUCGUUUUCGAUUUUUUCAUAAAUGACGGCCAGUAUAAAUUAUUUAUCCAUUUAUUUAAUUACAAUAGUAUUCCGUCUCGGAAAUAAUGUCAUCUCGAACAUAUAGGUAUAAUAAGGCAAUUUAAACUAAUAAUAUUAGUACCUAAUUGUAUUUGAUGUAUUUUAAUUUUAAACCGAUUAUUUUUGACAUAAAACAUUUAAAUUCUUAAAUAGGUAUACGUCCAUGGAAAUAAAAAAACUUAACAUGCUCAUCCUGCAAUGUGAUCUUCGUAUAAGUAUUUAUAUUACUUGAUAGAUUUAAUUUUCAACGCGAAAAUAAUGACAUUUUAAUGUGAAAAACUAAAAUACAACAUGAAUUCUUUUAUAUUUUCACUAAUACCUACAUAUUAUUUUAUAUAUAUACGCGAGAAUCAUAUUAAUCAUUUUAACUAAUAUUAAAAAUGAUAGUGUUAAUAAGCGUAUUUAUUAAUUUAUCGAGAUCGGUGUACACUUACCAACCGUAACAUUUAAGUUUUAAAGGUAGAGCUUAAAAAAAAAAACGAUUUCGCAACAUUACGCACAAUUAUAACACGGAUAUUUAUAUUAUUAUAUAAAAUUAUGGUUUACAUAGGUACGGAAAGGUAAUGGAGUGUUUAACUGUUUAAGUCAUAUUUCUUUAAAAUAGCCCGGUUAAGAAUGCAACCACACGAAUAAAUUAUAAAAUGGUAUUAUUUGUUCCGCUAACAACAACGGACCUCAUUCAUGCACGAACUUCAUAUAAUGUGUAAUGUAUACAUAUAUAUGUAUAGCUUCGUUGUAUUUUAUUCGCGUAAUAAUUUAUGUAGUGGAAUAUUUUAUUGUAAUGACAUUUGAGCCAGAAAUCUGCAGAAUACGACUCCGGCUAUCAAUAAGAUAUUUCAUUCAGGCUCUAUAAUUAUAUUUAGCACGUUUGUAGAUAUAAAAAAUAAAACAAAACUCAACUAUAUCUAUAGAACGAGUAGGUACGAGUGUAUAUUAUAUAGUCGGUGUCCAAGUGGGAAGGUCAAUAAGUGAGAUAAAAAAAAUAUAUAUAUAUGUAUAUUUAUAAAAGUCAUUAAAUCCUUGUAUACUUUUUUAAAGAAAAGUAUAUUAUGUAAUACAUUUUGAGCCCACAUAUUGCCACCAAUAAUGGCAUUUCUAGUAUGAUUUACAUUUUUUUGAUGUAACGAAGGAUGCCUAAUAUGUGAAUAAUAAUUCACACGAUAAAUAGCAUUUAAAUGCAUUUAAUAGCAUAAAUGCUAUUUAUCGUAACCUAACCUAAUCAUUCACUAGUUACAAACGCGAAAAAGUCACUGGCUGUAUUUUGUUAAUUCUUUUUUACGGGUCACGGCUAAAAUUGGUAAAAUGUGGAAAUAAGAUAACUUACAUCCUGACUAGUGAAUAAGACUACAAAGGCUACACUUUUUGUCACGAAAUUUAAUCAUAACUUAAUUUUUGAUUUUUAGAAUACGAAAAUCGACUAUCAUUUGUAUAUUUCUGGUUUCCAUCACCUAUUCGAGUUGAGUAUAAAACAGCUAUUUUAUAUACUUUGAGAAUAUAUAAAUAAAGAGCAUUAAAGUCCUGUCACUAGACUACUAAAAUCAAAUUUUCCAGUAAAAUAUAGAGAUAGAUUGUACAAAAAAGAUAAGAUAACAAACACUUAAAAAUUAUAUUUAAAUUAAAUUAAAAAUUACUAUAUUGUGUAUAACUAAACUAGUUGACGAACAAACAGAUAAGUCAUCCCGGUAGAUGGAAAAAAACGUAGCGGAUAGAAGAAAGGUGGAGGGUAAGGUGUUACAACCACGGGCAAUAAUUUUGUACGGGCGGGGCCGUGCGGGUACAACAAGUAGGUAUUAUAAAAUUUAAAUAUAUUCGAAAUAUUAUAUAAAUUAAAUCACUAUAAAAAAAAAAAUAAAAAAAACAAUAAUAAUACCAAUAAUAUUUUCUUAGAUACGUUGAAAAUAAAAAUAAAAAACCAUUUUCAUUUUUUAUGAAAUAGAUGAAGUAAUGGAUUUGAAUAAAAUAAAAAUUUAAAAGAAAAAUGAACACCAGAACGUUUCGCUAAUGUUUCGCUGUGUGGAAAAUCGCCUGAAUAGAGCCAAUAUUUGAAUAUUUUGCAAUUAAAAAAAUGAUUUAAAUAAAUCAUUAAAUUUAAAUGACGAUGUUCAAUUAAAUUCUAAAUUUUUAUAUGAGCGUUGAAAAAGUUUACGUUUGCUUUUUACCCCUCUUUAUAUAUAAAUUUUCCGUUUGAUUGUUUGUUUUUUGUAACAAUAAGAGAAUAUAUGUAUAAUGUUGACACUCGUAAAAAUCCUAAAACGAAGACGUACUUCACUCGGUUAUUAAUAUAAAUUAUCAUAGCUACCCUGAUAUCAAACACAUAGGCAACAAAAAAUGCAUAACCGAUUUUAUUCACUAUAAUUUUAAACUAAUGAAAAAUAAUAUGAUAAUUUGUAUCGUGCGUCUCGGCUAUACAAGUCAUAUUUAUUUGUGACCCCCCGGUGUUCACCGGAGGUUAUGUUGUGUUGACUCAAGGUAGUUUUUAAAAACCCAAGAUGUUUAUUUGGUUAUCUUUUGAUCGAUUGAUUAAAAUUGCAUUUAAAAAAAAAUAAAAUAAAAACCUUAAUGCCUUUUUUAUAAUAAGAAAUAUACACGAAAUUAUAAAGAUUAGGUAUAGGUACAGUGAAUAAUUUAUGAAGAACUAUCAAUUAAACGUUAUAUAUUUUCAGUGAAUAAUUAUGUGGGUUUAAUUUAAAUUGCGUAUAAUAUAGUAGUGCAUAUUUAAGUACUUAAUAUUUUGUAGAUAAUAUUAUUUAAACACGUAGAUUAUAAUAUUACGCGAAUCGUUUUUAUUACGUACCUAAUAUAAUACACGAAAAUUGUAAAUGUAUUAGUUUUACCGUGAUAACCGAUGAUUAUUUUUUUUUUCUGUCUAAACAAUUUUCCCAACAAUUCAUGCUUUGAUUUUCAGAUGUGGCGGCGUAUUUUGUGAAAACUAAUUUUUAGUUCAUAUUGGUGCGUCGGGCGUGUUAUUUUUAAUUUUUCUUUCGAUUUUCUUGAUAAUUGAGCAAAACAGUCGGGAAAAAAUGUUAGAUAAACGGGAAAAUACACGUAAUAAUGGUUAAUAAGAAUCGUAGAAACUUGAAAUUUUGAAAAAAUACUUAUAUUAGCCUUUUAUAAACCUAGUUCAAGAAUGUUCAAAACAUUCUGGUCAUUUUUGAGUUGUUUUUUAGGCAUUUAACAUUUUGAAGUUUUUCUGUUUUUAUUUCGUUUUAUGUGGACAUAAGUGUUUUGGCGAACAGAAACGCUUUUGAACAUUUAACACGGAGUUCAUUAAAGUUUUAUUUUAUAAUGGUCAAAAAAAAAGUAGAACCUAAUGUAGUUGAUUUUUUUUUUUUUUUAAUGUGCAUUUAAAAAUUCAAAUUUUAACGAAAACCGUAAAAAUUAUGAAAUUUCAAACCAUGUAUAACCAAACUUCGCUUAGAAUCGUAUUUCGUUAGCAGUAAUUUAUCGUUUUGUACAGAUAUAAGUUAAAUAACAAGAUGUAUCCUGCCUUCCAUCAACUGUCAGCAGUAUAAAUUAGCUUUUUUUUUUUUUGGUAACAACAUUAACAAUUAAUUGAAUAUAAUAUUUGAAAUUUAAUUUGAAUCGACCCUUUUUUUUUAACUCAAUUCAGUAAUAUUAUAAUCUAUUUAUGAUCAAAUAAAACGGAACUGAGAAAAAAAAAAAUACCUACUUAUUUAUUUAUAAAAUUCCACUGAUGAUCGACUGACAGUUUAUGGAGAACCCGCAGUACGUGUUAACGUUUUGUUUAGUACAUUUCGUAACUAAUGUACGAGAUAAAUCUCCGUGUAGGUGUAUUAUACACGUAUACCCCGUACUACGUUAAGACACAUGUAGGAUGAAUACCCAUACUGUAUUAUAUGUUAUUGUAUAUAUAUAUAUAUACACAUAAAUGAAACCCAUACAACCGAUAGACAAAAGAAAACCGUAAUGUUUGAUAAUGCAGUAUACUGUAGCUUUUACUUUUUAGUGCCUAUAUCUGGACCUUAGUACAAUAUAUUAUACAGUAUUAUUAAUAGAAAAAAAAAAAAAUCAACUAUGCUGCAAAUGGCUAUAUAUAGGUAGGUAGGAAGGUAUUUAGGACAACACGUCAAAAUAAUAAGAUAUUAAUAUUCUAAUGUUUUUUUCGAUUAGAUUAAAUAUAUAUAUAUAUAUUAUAUCGAUUAAUUUAUAAUAAUUAGAUAGUAUUAAUUGCAUGGUUUUUUUUCGUUACCAGUUUAUUUUAAACAGCAGGCACAUUUAAGUAUUAUAGAUAUUAUUGAUCCUGUAUAGGUAUAGUUCUUUACGGCCAAUUAAAAAAUAAUCUAACUAAUUAAAAUUGAUUAAAUUUUAUCUGUGAAAAAUAAAAAAAAGAGAUCUUUCCUAAAUAUUACCGACAAAUUAUCUCCUCUCGCCAGCCCUAGUUCCGACCCUGAUGAAACCGACCGAUAAAAAUUAAAAAUUACACAAACCUAAUCUUGCGGGUACUUACAGGUUAGUAUAUUUAAUUUCUGUUCCGAAAGCUAUUAUUUUAUUAACUUCCAAAAUAUAUCAUCGGAAAGUCUUCCGGAAAAUGAUAAUUAUUGAUAAAAAUAAUAUUAACAAAAAUCGUAAACAUUUGAGUUAAAAUAAUCCCUUAGUGAGCUGCCGAAAUUAAAAAAAUAAAAACAGUAUAAAUCAUUUCAUCAGAUACGAGUUUUUUAUUACACAUAUUUAUAUUUUGUAUGUGUAUUGUGUAUUAUGUAAGCUAUUUUAGUACAGCACACAAAAACGGCAAAGUAUGGACAAACACAUUAUAAAAAUAAAACUACGUAAUUUCCUUGGUCCUAUACAGAACUAAUCAAAUUAGAUUAGUCAUAUCUGACUCUGUAUUCCGGAUUUAUCAAUACACUUUUAUAAACUAUUAUCUAUUUAAUUUAUUCAUACGAUUGUUGUUGUCUUUGACCAUAAAUUAUGAUCUAAGAUUGUUGUAAACAAUGUAAAAAAAAGUAAUCAUUCAAUUUUCGUCAAAACAAUAUAACUGGUACUAGAAAAAAAAGCCAAGGAGUGGGAUUGGACAUCUAGACCCCCUGUGUUUACGUCACUGGCCUCUAAAGAAUUGAACAUUCUUUAUAAGAAUAAAGUAUAUUCAAUUUUUUGUAAAUGAAAAAUAUUUUUCGUCAUUGCGUUAUUAAUCCCUUAUUAAACUAAGAUCGUGUUAAAUUAUAAAGUUAAAAAAAAAAAAAACAAUUUGUUUUACAGGCAUUCCCGACUAAUUUUUUCCAAUUUGUUAAACGAGUACCUAUAGUUGUAUAACAUUAAAACUGUAAUGUAAUUUACAAUAGAUUAUUGUAAAUCGUGUAACAAAAUGAAAGUUAUAAUAAUAUUUAAGAUUUAUUUAUUUAUUCACAAAUUAUUAUAGUGCGUUGGUACUGCAGUGCGUGUAUUUUGUAUUACUUUAAGGUGUCGUUCUAUUUAAAUGAUUUGAUACAUUGAUUAUGCGUAUACCCAUAAGAUGAAAAAUGCAUUCAAAUUACGAUCUCCGUUCGCUUUCACGUUUAACACUAUAUAACUCGCAUGCCUAUUGCGUUUUGUCAGUCUUACCAUUGUCAAGUUACACUUCAACUUCUUCUAAGACCCACGGGUCUCAUAAUACUAUAAUAAUAUAAUGCAUUAUAUUAUUAUAAGCCAUAUAUUAUCUUGUUCGUAUCUGCAUUCUUUUGCGUAUAUUUACAUUAAUUUUUUAGCGAGACCCUUGUCCCGCAUCAUAGUUGAGGCCUCUGCCACACAAUAUAAUGUAUUCGUGAAACUAUUUUCCCCACUCCGCAUAUAAACUUAUCCAUAAUCUUUUUUACACCUACUCUCAUGAUAUUUUUCUUUCGUGACUAACGUCUAUAUAUUCAUUAGACGAUUCGACGUGUAUAACUGCCGUCUAAUGGACAUCUCCAGGAACCAGUGUAGUAUUGAUUUCAUAUAUUUUUCCAAGCCACGGAGUGGGGAUUAACAGGUUACAACUUCUAAUGAUUCAACAAUUGAGCUGAUUUUUUUUUUUUUCACAUUGGUAUGUAGUAUGUUUGAGCUAGACAUAUAAUACACACAAACGCUGCAGCGAUACCCAGAGACAAAUUUACCCUCAGUCACAUUUUUGCCAUCGAUAAUUGAACAGACGCCGCAGACCGAUGUAUAAUUGCAUCCAAAAGUAUUUUCAUACAGCAUCAUAAUGACUCCAAACUAUGUAUAAUGAGUGAAUAUAGACGGAAUGAUGGCAUGUUGUCUUUGUAUAGCCAUAAUAAAAUAAUAUAGGUACCAGUAAUAUACACGCUAACUCGUUUUGUGGUUUAACAAAUAAAACAUUACUAUAGGUUUUUAAAAUUCAAAUUCAAAUAUUUUACGAAUAAUAAUAUGUUUGAAUUUAUUUUUAGACUACAGUUUUGGAGAUGGCCGACAAACUAGGUAGAACAGCGAUGUUUUAUGCGGUACUAUACAAUCAAGAAAACAUUUUGGAGUAUUUUAUUGAAAAGCAAGCAAAUUGUAACGUAAUGUUAGUGUAUAAUAAUUUUACCAUUUACCAAAGAACAAAUAAAAUAUUACACCAAAGGGUUAUUUUUCUACUUGUAAUGCUUAGGCGUGAUUUUUUCAAAAACUUAAUAUCUGAUGCGGAUAUACCCAUAUAACGGUUGAACCAUCAAUAUAAGCACAUUUCUAGUGUAUAGUGAAAAAAUAUAUACCCAUACUUGUACUUGACACUAAAAUAUUAUUUAUUAAAUGCACAAAAAUCUAAUAUAUUUUUAUAAUAUCGAUUUAUUAUAGUUUAUUUUAUUAGAUGUAUGACAUUUAUCGUAUAUCAAUCGAACUAGGUACCUAUAUUUUAGUUUUUACUGAUAUAGGUAAAUAAAUUAAUAAAUAAUAUUGGGUUUAGGCAAAAUAUAAUUCAAUAAUUUAUUUUCAAAGUUCUGAUUAACUAUAGAUACCUAUAGAUAAGUACCACCUACAUUUUUUCUUUUUCUAAUCUAAAUCCUUAAAUAAAUGACAAGUUGUGUAAUAGACAAUUUUAUUUCAGCCAUACUAUUAACAUAAUAUGCAUAGACCAGUAAAGCCAGUAAGAGAACGAGGCACUAGAAUCUAUAUAUUCCUAAUAAUAUAUUAAUGUAUGAUAAACCUAUAGUGACAGGUAGGUAAACCUGCUCUAUAGCCGAAAACAUCUCUCACAGGAAUUAUAAAAUAUAUUCAUAAUAAAAACUAAAAAGAGAUUAUAAUAAGUAGACUUUAAGCGUAUGAAAUGGAUUUUUAAUCAUAUAUAUAUUUAUACAAUCUAUACAGUAUACCUACUAUAAAUGUACAUGAAAUAUAAUAUAUUCUACAAAAUGACAAGUGAAUUUUAGAUUUUUUUAACUGAUAAAUCGUGUUCGUGAUAUUUGUAUUUAUUAUUUUGUUACACGGUGGACUUAUCAGUUAUCACUUGGGCAUAAUAUUUUGUAUAGAUAACUGUGUAUUUAUAUAUUAUAGAUAUACCAACUACCAAGACUACUAAGUCCAACUACUGUCCGCCAAUAAUAUAACAGGGAUUACGAGUACCACUUUACGGUUUGUUAAAUUUAUACAAAAAUCCUUGUCUGUGAAUAAAAAUCUUAAAAUAAAAUUUAAAAUUCAUAUUUUAUAUCCAAAAAUUCUAAAAAUGUCCUAAAAAAUUAAGAGAAUAACCUAAAAACUAAAUAUUGCUAAAAAUUCAAAAUAAACUUCUUUUGUUCUCAUUUAAAAACACAUGAUGUAAAUAGAUUUGUGACCAGACGAGCAUCGCACAGCAACCUUUAGAAAAAAAAUGCAAAAUGCAUCGAAAACCCAGGCCUACUUAUAAUGUAUAGCCACUAACUUAUAAUUGGAAAAAACCAAAAAAGGACGAAAAAUAUGUUUUUUUUUUUUCAAAUUACGACACAACGAUUUUAUUAGAUAUUUAACAUUUUUACGGCUAAUGUUUUGUACCAUAAAUAUUGCUCCAAUAGGAAAACGACAAGAGACCUUUUUUUUUGCGUUUUAAAUCUAGUCCAUGAAUCUAGUAUAAUAAUUCGUUUUUGAUUUUUCUUGUAGUUUUUGUAAUAAUUGAUAAAACCGGAAAAUGACUAAAAAUUAAAACUGAUCAGUUUACGGCACUAAGACUCCUUUAUUUUAAUUUUUUACGAUUUAUAUUUCUACAUAAAAUAUUGCUCCAAUAAAAAAAAACAAAAGACCUUUUAAUUAAAUUUUUGGUAUAGUUUGUGAAUAAGAAAGUCGGUUUUUUGAUUUUCUUUGUAGUUUUUUUAAUAAUUGUACAAAACCAAAAAAUACGUAAAAAGGACGAGAAAAUCUACAAAAACAAUUCUUUUAUUUUAAAUUUUGUUUUUUUAAUAUAAUUCAGUUACUCGUAGACUAGAAAAUUUGACAGAUAAAUUAUAUUUGCUAUUUCUAAACGUGGUAAAAUUUUUAAAAUAUUUGAGUCAUUAUUUAGCUUUUAAUAGACUCUAGAAAAAAUUGUUAGACUAAACAGAAAUGCUUGAAAAUUUGACAAGAGGAUCAUUAUAAGUCAUACUUAGUGGUUGAAAAAAAAAAUUAGUGUAAUGUAGUAUUUUUUUUUUCUUAUAAAUGUUUUAAAUUCAAACUUUGACGAAAAUCGUAAAUAUUACGGCCUUUCAAAACAUGUGGUAACCAAACUUCGUUCCAAAUCCAUCUUCGUUAUCAAUAGUUUAUCAUUGGUUACAGGUAUAUAGAGUAGAAGUUCAUUCUCCCCGCUUGGAAAUUAUGGUAUCAGUUGUUUCGAACGUAGAAUAUUUAUUCAAAAAUAUAAUAUAUAAUAAUAAAAAAUAAUAUUCAAAAACUAUAGGCAUACGUAUUAAUUCUUGUUUUAUCGAACCUCGAAACGAAUUCGUACUAUAUCGAUAUACUCACUCUGCGAGUUAUAAAAUCAAUAUAAAGAUCGAGCAUUAACAAUAUUAUUAUAAUUAUUAUGUAUUAAUUUGUUAAAUGGACAAAUUACAUUGUUUUAAAAUGUUUUAAAGAUGAGCGGAAUUAAUUUAUUUUAUCGCCAACAUGAAAAUACAAUGAAACAUAAAAUGGCCAUCUUUAAUUUUUUCAAAAUUAAUGAAAUAAAAAUUUAUUUUUUUAAGAUUUUCUACGAAAACAUAAAAAUGUAUUGAAAUAUAAAUACCACUUGUAGUCCUUUGUAGAAAUCGAUUAUCUUUAUUAUCCCCGGAGAUCUUACAAUGGGUAUAAUGUCUUCGUGGGACACUGUAUAAUAUAUAAUACCUAUAUACCUAUACAUAUAUACCCGUCGAUAGAUAAAUUAUACAAUUUUUUUUUUUUUUUUUUUAUGAGCAUCGAAAAUAUAAAAAAAAACAUAAUGAAACCGUAUAGGUAACACUAAAAUAUCUAUAUGAAUUUUAUGGCAAUGAUUUCGCAUACGAUUUAUAUUUUUAUAGUGAUAAAUUCGGCAAGACUAUGACUAUGACGGCUAUUGCCAAAGGAUUUAUAAGAAUAAUGAAAAUACUGUCCGAAUAUGGUAAUAGACAAGAAGAUGGCAAUCUGAAUGAAUGGAAAAAUAAAUACGAAACGGCCAUCCCAACUGACCGGCAACAAAACGAUGAUCACCCAAGUAUAUUUAAUUUUUGCAUUCACCCACAUAUACCUAUUAUGUGAUUUUUAAUUAUGUACACAGCGUUUCAGCGUUUUUUAAUUUACUUUUAAUAUAAUUUAAUUAUGUGUACCUAAUACAGAUUACCAUAUGGAAAAACUACUAAAACAGUUGUCGUUAGAAAAAUACUGGCCUAUAUUCGACAAACAAAAUAUUCGAUAUGAUGAUUUUUUGAAAUUAUCCGAACAAGAUUUGAAAAAUAUCGGAAUAAAGUUAGUAUGUUAUGUAAAUAUAUAUUAUAAUUUAUAAUAAUAUUCAGACGGGGUAUAUACGGAAACCUACCACAAAAUCACGAUUCAAAUCAUAAAACUGAUCAAAGUUAUUUGUCUAAAUCUUAAACAUUAAAUAUUACAAAUAAACAAAAAUAAAAUGGAUUUCGACGGUUUACAUUCGAAAAAAAAAACAAUUUGUAAAUAUCCGGAGGCGUCGGCCAUCGAAUUGUGGCCGGAUGGCCGUUGAGUCGGUUUCUCGGUAACACCCUAUUGUGUGGCUUGUAGCAGUGAUUGGGAAAGUCCGGAUUUUCGGAAUUCGAAAUCGAAAAUUUAUUUAAAAUCCGAGUUUUAGAUUUUAAAAAUUUGAUUUUGGAUUCGUUUAGGCAUUUUUUUUUUAUUCAAUUUAAAAACUAAUCAAAAUCAUAAAUUAAUAUUAUAUGAAUUAUCUGAUAAUAAUUCAUUAUAAUCACACUACGUGAAAUUAUUAAAUAAAUAAGAUAAAAUAAAGGUGACCGCUGGCAAAUAUGCUGUAAACAUAUUUUGCUUAUAAAAUCAUUUAACACAUAUUUUAGAUUACGAAGCGAGGAAUGUGUACAAAAAUAUAUAUAAUAGAUUAAAAAAAAAAAAAAUCGACUUUUGAAAUUUAAAAUUAGAAUUUUCGGAAUUUUCGGUUUGAAAUCCGAAAUUCGCAUUUUCGGAUAAUCGGCUUGAUGUAGCCGUCCACAAUCCAACAAUCAAUCGACGACCGCUAUGCCUACGCUUAUGGUAAUUUUUUUCAAUUUUAAACUGUAGAAAAUGAUUAGAAUCCAUAUAGUAUUUUAUUUUUAUGAUUUUUAUGAUGCUUUAAAAAAAUAUGAUUGGCUUUGCUGAUUUCUAUGGUCGAUUUUUACAGUUUAAAUUGUUUUAAACUAUUACUUCAAAUUAUUACAAUAAACGUACCAACAUUUAAACCAGGUAGGUAUACAAAAACGUAUAACAGUAUUAAUUUAGGUAGGUACCUAUUUACCUACCUAAUACGAGUAUCAUGUAAAUAGGUACAAUUUGCAUAAAAAGUUAAGGAAACCCUAAUAGGGAUUCGCGAAUCUCUUUUCGAUUUUAAAAUUUAACAUUGCUUAUAAUUAUUUUAUAUCAAUUUUAAUAUAAGUAUCUAAUUCUGAAAUAGGCUGUACGUCCAAUCCGCAGUAACCUAACACCUCCUGUCCUCAGAGGAGAGCUUGAGGGACUUGGGCAUUUGGGAGUUUGUAAUUUGCACCAAAAUGAGUAUAUGUGUAGUCGAUUAUCGAGUAUUCAAUUGUCAAGUGCCUAUUAGAUUGGCUCACAGUGGUAUAGUCACUUUUAGCUGACCUAUACUACUAUUUUUAAAAAUCCAAAAAUUAUUGUUUUCUUUAAGAUAAGCUUAUCUUUACAAUAUUAUUCUAUUUCUAAAUAAUGAAUUUAUUAAUAAACAUUCGUUUUAUAAAACAUUAUUAUUACAUUAUUUGCUUGAUAUUUUCAAACUUUCAUAAAUUUUUUUAUUAUUUCAUUUUUUCAAUUAAAAUGAUAAAAUAUGUAUAUUUUAUUUUCGGGAUUCCUGACUACUCGCCAUCUUAUCUGGUAAACAUUUAAACAAAAUUUGACGUUCGAUUAUCCGACGUAAUCGCAUAAUUUAUUAUUCCGACCAAAUACUAAUCCAAGUCUUUCCGACUAUUCAUUUGUAGUACAAAAAUACUCAAUUAUAUUUUUGCCUAAAAUAUAUUGUCAAUUGUAGUUAAUGAUUAUUAUUAUAAUAUUAUGUACUAUAUCUGUCAUAUAUUAUUGUUAUAAAGUAGCUUUUAAGUCAAUACUGACGUAUGACGUACCGUAAAACAGUGUAAAUAUGUAAGCGUAAUAACCACUCAAAAUCGAAACUGAGUAUUUUGCUUCUCAAUUUAAUAUUACACUCUGAUAUCGAAACUUGUACGUAGAUACUAUCGAAAGAACAAUCGAUUUGAAUUUUGGUGCAAAUUACAAUUCCUAUUUCUUUCAACCUGAGAUGGUGCAAAUCACACGUCUUCACUUUUUGGUGCAAAUUACAAGCGCGGUUAAUAUAUUGGUGCAGAUUACAAACGUUGUAUAUGUUUAGGAUCAAUUUUGGUGCCAAUUGACUACACCCGGGCAUUUAGCCCCAUCACAAAAAUACUCAUCUAAACCCCGCAAAGUAUCCAAUUCCUUAAAAAGUAAAUACUAAGUACCUAUACAUAAUCGAUAUUAUGAGGUGUUAACAACCCAACAAAAUAUUUGGGCUAUUUAGGCUAUGCUUAACACCCCUAUUACCAAAGUGUAUCUAAUGCGUAGAAUACGUUUGAUUGUAAACCGUGUCUAGUUAAACAGAAGAACUUUAAUAUUUUUGAUAAAAUAAUAAAGUAAAAACAAACAAAAUUAUUGAAAUGGUUAAUACUCGUAAAUAAACAUAAAUAUAUAUUCUAGUUGCGUUUUACGUUUUGACUGCGAUGUACCAGAUGUGUUUUUAAUUCGAAACCGGUCGUAUAACACACUUAUCAUAAUACUCCAGGCGACGCAUUCAUUCAUUUAUUUAUUUUAUUUUUAUGCAUACAUUUUUUUUUAAAAAAAUUUAUUUACUAUAUUUAAUGUUUUUGUUGUAAUUCGCAUUGUUUGUUAUAGAUACUUUUGGUUGGUAAUUUGCUCGAUUGUUAUUAUUUUUCAGUUUAUUUGGUCCACGGCGAAAAUUAAUAAUGACUAUUGAUAAAUUGAAUGAAUUAAGAACACUACAAGAACAUUCUAGAAGUUGAAUAUCUACUGCACAAAUUACUUAUAUUUUUUACACAACUAAACUUUUAAAUUUUAUAACUGAUGUACAUAUCUACUUUUAAUUUAAUGAUUUUAUACAUGUCCGAAUUUUAUUUUAAAGUUAUACGAACCUACAAAAUAUACU
This is a messenger RNA of Cinara cedri, 24354 nucleotides long. The record is from the annotation of a GenBank genome assembly. Lineage: Eukaryota; Metazoa; Arthropoda; Insecta; Hemiptera; Aphididae.